Ceraceosorus bombacis is the source of this 1847-nucleotide messenger RNA. Lineage: Eukaryota; Fungi; Basidiomycota; Exobasidiomycetes; Ceraceosorales; Ceraceosoraceae. The record is from the annotation of a GenBank genome assembly.
AUGGCGUCUUCGCGUCCGACUGCACAGGCGGCGCAGCGCAUACACGAGCAGAAUGUCCAAGAGCUGGUCAUCUGGGCUCCAUCGUCUGCAGCUGAAACCGGUCUGCCAACCCUGGACCCUUCCAGCUUGUAUGCUGCCAGUCUCUUGCGCUCUCGAGCCUCACUGGCCAGCGAUGCGGCGGCGGUUUCGAGCGGGUCUGUUUCUACCGAUGGAACAUCGGCGCGCUUGGACCGGCUCAGGUGCCCUUCAACGCUUCUUCAUCCAGUUGUGCCAGCGCUGUGUCAAGUGGGCAGCGGUCUGAUCAUCGCGUCAGGAACAGAAGAGAUCCAAGAGUCGGUUUUCGCUGCUCUUUACGAAUGCUCAACAGAGGAUGACAAACGGAGCAACGGCAGCAGAACUGCGACCACCGCUUCCGCCGACCUUCCUCGACCUGUACCUCCUCUAGCGCCUCUCAUCUCCCAUUCCUCGAUUGCAGCUCUCCACAGUCUCGUCGAGGCGGAAUUGAUACCUUGCCUCCUCUAUCACCUCUGGUUCACUUCGCUCUUCCAAGCCUACAUCGUCCCAACCUACUCUCAAGGCUUGUGGUUUCCCCGCAGCCGCUCUACGCCUCACAGUCUAAGAACACAGCUCAGACCCUGGCUUAGGAGCAAGUUGAGGCAGCUUGGCCUUGGCGACAUGCUUGAUGAUGGACGCAUCGAGAAGGAGAGGGAGCAGGAAGAGCUGAUCAAGAAAGCUGGUGUUCAAAUGAGGCUGAAGAAGGGUCUGGAUGAGAAAGAGCGGAGAGAGGUUCGACUGAAAUUUGGUCAAACCAAGGUGAGACGUUGGUGCAGAACCUGUUGAGCGCAACGGACAGCGGCUCGACGGUUUCAAAAGCUGAGAUCCUUCUUCCACCAUGUCCCUUUUCAGCUUGCUGCUCACGUUGCAAAAGUGUUCGACACACUAUCGUCAGCAUUGAAUGAGCAAGCGUACUUUUCUGGAUCAGCACAGUAAGUCCAAGUGUGCAUUGCCACUCGAGAGCUACAGGAAAAGCGCUUGCUCACUCUUUCUUCUCUUGUUGCUCUGCUCGCAGGCCUUCGACGCUAGACGUCCUGCUCUUCGCCCACCUCGCCCCUUUGCUGCUCCCGCCGAGCGCGGGCAAAGUCUACGACGCGCUGGAAACGAGCUCCUUGACCUCCCUUUUGCACACCUACCGCAACCUCGUCUCGCAUACCGCAAGACUUCGAAAGCUCUUGUGGCCCACAGAGGUGUCUGCCUCGGACGAUACCCACAGAGGCGUGAAUUGGCCCUUGCUGCCCAGCGAUGAGCGACAUGCACCCUCAACUGCCACGCAUUUGCAAACGGAUGAAGGACUCAUCUUCGCGACAGGGCACGCAAUGGGCAGUCUUUGGUCGAGGCUGCGUACCCUGGCCCUUACGCUUCCUUCCUUGGCCGCUCCCCGACCAACGCAAAUUCAAAGAGGCGGCGCAGGGCAAGAGCCAGAGAAUGCGACGCAGAGAGCAGAAAGGAAGAGGAUCAUGCUCGGCAGAACAGCUUGGAUCCUCACUGCUCUGAUUGGCAUUGUCGGCACUGCCUUUGCGAGCGGGCUGAUAGAAAUCGUCACAGAGGGUGAGGAAGAGGAAGAUGAGGAUGAGGAUGAGGAUGAGGAUGAGGAUGAGGAUGAGGAUGAGGAUGAGGAUGUCUUGGUCGAGGUGAUGGAGGUCGAUGAGGAUACUUUGAAAAACAACGAAGGCAGCGCAGCUACGGGCGUUGGGGAUGAAGAUGAUGGAGCAUGGGCCACGGUUGGGCAGGAAGUGGGCGGAGAGGAUGUUGCCACGUCACACGAGAAUGAUGUCACCGAGACUGGGUGA